Orbicella faveolata is the source of this 4550-nucleotide messenger RNA. RefSeq names its product charged multivesicular body protein 4b pseudogene. The record is from RefSeq and is a predicted model, not a curated record. NCBI's taxonomy places the organism in Eukaryota, Metazoa, Cnidaria, Anthozoa, Scleractinia, Merulinidae.
ACACCCUCACUGAAUCCGACCCUGUAUAUAACACUAGGAAAAGUGCUUUUCACGACUCCGAGAUGAGUACUAAAUUAUGUUGAUAAUAUUUAUAUUUUUAAAGUUGCCCGAUUUAUAUUUUAUUUAGAUUUAAUCAGUCCCGCAGAUUUAGAAUAUACAGAGUCGUAAAGGGGAGGGGGGAACGGGGGAGCUGCCGAUAGUAGAGGGUAGAUGGAGGUUUUUUUUGGGGGGGGGGGAUCAUACUGAUGGACGACUGAAAAGAUUGUUGAUCAUGACUGAAGCAGUUUUAUGAUCAACCUUUGCCUGAUAUGAAAGCAUAAUUGUGCACUGUUUUGGAAAAAAAGCCGGUCUUCGCGUUUUUCCACAAGAAAAAAUACAAGCGUCGAAGUUCUUUUGCACAGGGAGAGAACUCAGCGCGGACUUGGAACAUAUUUCAGUUCGCAUGGGUCCGUAUUUCUUCUGGUGCACCAUCCAGGCUCAGAUAUAGAACGUUUGGGCGAGUGUUUGAAAUGAUCAUAGUUAGUCUAUGAAAUGAUUCACCUUGAGAGUGGAACACCAAAACAAGGCAGCCAAACGGUCGAGAAUAGAUCAGUCGCGCCGCUAUUGUUAUCGAUUAGCUCACUUCCGGUUACAGAAAUAUCCGUGACUGACAACUUGAUUGACGCUUACACGACCAGUUACACAAUUUCCUGUUAUAGCAAUUUUGAAAGAAGCGCAGCCGUUACACUGUUGCGGAGUCUCCGGAAUUUUUCAUUCCUUUUUCUGCCGACAUGAGUUUGUUGCAGCGUAUGUUUGGAACUAAAAAUAAGGAAAAUAUUCCAGUAACGGAAGAUGCCAUACAAAAGUUAAAAAAUACCGAGGAGAUGUUGGAAAAGAAGCAAGAAUAUUUGGAGAAGAAGAUCACUGCAGAGAACACAACAGCGAAGAAGUAUGCAAAAAUGAAUAAGAGGCUUGCAUUGCAAGCAUUGAAGAGACGAAAACGUCUCGAGAAACAGUUGAACCAAAUAGAUGGGACUUUAUCGACUAUAGAAUUCCAACGUGAGACCUUGGAAAACGCUGGGACGAACACCGAAGUGUUGAAAAACAUGAAGUCCGCUGCAGAUGCGCUCAAAAACGUGCAUCGAUCGCUCGGCGUGGAGGAUGUUCAUGACAUUAUGGAUGAUAUUCAUGAGCAGACGGAAAUUUCGACGGAGAUCUCAGAGGCGAUUUGUGGUGUAGGCUCGAAUCAAGACUUCGAUGAUGACGAACUUAGAGCAGAGUUAGACGCGAUCGAACAAGAAGGCCUUGAUGGCGAACUUGUUGGAAUGGAACGCCAGGCCAUAGGACUACCGGACGUUCCAUCGAGUGCUCCGGCAACAAAAAAGAAAGCUGUUCAAGAUGAGAAUGAGCUGAAAGAGCUUGAAGCAUGGGCCAUGUAGAAACUGGUCAAAAGAUUUGAAAUUUUAUAACCUUGUAUCAACACAGGCAUAUAUUUGUUACACGCUUGUUUGAAAUUGUUGCCAGAAGGCUAUGCUGUUUUACAUGUAGCUUGGGGACAUUUGCUAGUAUUAGCUUAAAUUUAGCUAAAAUUGUGUUCAUUAAGUGAAAGUGUCAUAUGUGUUUUUGCAAAAAGAAAAUUACAAUUUUAAGCUACCAGUAUGCUUGUGGUAGUGCUUACUCCAAAUCUAAUAUUCCUGUUGUUUGGGAAAAAAAUGAAGCAUUUGGAAAUUCUGUUCAUAAAGAGAAAUAAAUUUAAAAAAUAUAAGAAUCUGGAGGUGCAUGAAACAAAAAUACGAAUUUCAGAUUUGUUGCAAACAAAGUGUUAUAUGUAAAUAAAUAUUUACUGUAAUUCAGCUGUAAUAAACAGCUUGUUAUUGCCUAAAACAUGAAUGUCUUCAAUUUUAAGACUGAACAACAUAAGCUUAGUCUGACUUUUUCCACCUGGUUCAAGGUAAUAUUCUUUCUGUCUGUUCCUCAAUAAGAUUUAGACAAACACAAAAAACAAUCACAUAUUUGCAGAAAUGAACAGAGAAAUAAAACUAGUCAUGUUGGAGUAACCACUAAAAUCUGAUUAGCUUGCACGUGAAAAAAAAAAAAAACGUGACCAUUUCUUUCCAAUCAGCUAGCUGCCGCAGCUAGGUUAGGUGCAGGGACAGAUCCAGGAUUUUCAAACAGUGGUGGCUGGUACCAUGGGGUUGUAGAAUCAAUUGGGCAAUUGGCUCUCCAACAAGGGGUCGCUAGCCUGCCCAAUCCCCCCCUCCAAUUUGCCCCUGUGGGUGCUUUCACUUCCCAUGUCUAGGAUUAUAGUAUUUGCACUAGACUUUAGUGGAACAGCCUGAAGGGCAGCCUGCGAACAUAGACGUAUUUCUGGCUGUCACUUGGAUCCGCCAAAAAUAUUUAUUUACUUUUUCGAUAUAAUACUUUAAUUUUCAGCAGAAGCAAGUUACAGCUGGAAAUAUGUCUGUGUUCACAGCCUACCUGAAGGGGUAGAACAGAUGCUGGGAUUUGUCUGUUUUUUCACUGAGAAAAUAUAAUUUGUUUCUCUGGGACUGGAAAUCACAAACAAAAGAAAUGUGAAUAUGGGAUUUAGGCCAAAAACAGGCCUGAAAUGGAAUCUGUACAAAAUUUGAAAUUCUUCCAGCCCUCCUUUAGGACCCUCUUAGUGGUCAAUUUUGUGAUGUGUUUUCACUCACAUCAUGAUUCUGGGGAGGAGCGUUGCAUGAUGACACUAAAAACGGCUACAAGGGAGACUAGAUUCGGGUAUAUCAUAUAAGGGAAAUUCCGGGCAGCAUCUUACCUUCCAAUAAAAUAUUGCUUUUCUGACUUGAUUCCAAUCCACAUUUUUGCGAGGCUCAAAGACCAAAAAGAACUUUUGAGUCUCCUUCUCCGAUUCCAAGAGUUCAUUCCAGUCUUUAUUUUUAAGUUCCAUCGCGCGCGACUGUGACCUGGGCACUAACCUUGCUCAGUUUUCGCGCUUUCAAGGAAAAUUUUCAUGAGGAAAAUUGAAGCAUUUGGCAUCGGAAGUUGAAUAGUGAUUGUUUGCCUUGAGGCUCGAACAACAGAAACGAAAACAAGCUCAACAAACUGGAUGCUACGUCGAUAAAUACAACGAGAAUUCUUUGUUUUGUUUACAAGAAUUAAGUUUCGUUGUUCUCGCUCGCUCGUUCGCCAUGUGUGGGCAAGCUCGAUCCGUCAUCGCUGAAAACAAACGAUCGAAUUGAGAAGUGCACAAGCGAUAAGAUUUCUUGUAAAUGGAUCUGGAGGAUCUAUCAAACUUUUGGGCAAGAUUUCAGAUAGCUUUCUCCUGGGAUUACCCUGAAGGAUUGGAUGUACAAGCUGUACAAUCAGCCGUAUUCCAUGUCGUCGGCGAUGGUGAAACAAGGUAUGAUUAUAACUUAUUUUAAGUUUUCAUUCAUUUCAUUUUGAACCUUACUUCUCAUAACGGUACAAGAUGAAUUAUUUUGUUUGCUAUCGAUGUUAAACCGUUUAAUUUGCCAUCGGCAAAGUAGCGUUUUAAGCUUGUAUCGAUUUGUUCCAGUGGCGAAACUGAGCAAAUAUUGAUGGCGCCGUUUCAAGCUAACCGAAAACGGGCUUAUUCAAUUAAUCCCCGUGGUGCGCAAAUAAACAAAAUGUAACAAUUCGAGAUCGCCUUUAAUAAGUAGUACGUAGGUAGGAUUAAAAGUCUAAUCUAUGUUAGCAGUCUCUUUUAAUCUUAACCUUUUAGCUUUGAGAAGGAAAUUAAGAAACACACAUGCUAGGUGAAAACAUUAGGGGGUCUUCGCUCGUAGAACGUUAGCUUAGUUCUUUGUCACGCGAUCCAAUCAAUUUUUUUUCUUUUGGUUAAAAAUAGGUGUGAUUGUUUAGGUUUAAACCAAGUAAUUUUGUGAUAAUAAUUCGACGUCGUGAAACAAUGCAUUGUCUACAAACGUUAUAAAAAUGUUUAAACCUGGUUUUUAAUUAACUGAAGUACUAAGUAAUGAAUCUUACUAGAAGUAUUUCUAAAUGCGAUUCAAAAAUCACUGGACUUGAAAAAUGAUUGCAAAUGAUUAUUUAUUCUAAUUACUAUGAAAACACGCUUGUCCUAUGUCUUUAUCUUUUGACAUAAGUCAAUAUUAAUUUUCUUCAGAGCAAGUAAAUGUUUAUCUUUACGCUGAGGUAAACAAGGACAAAAAGGGUUUUUUCGGCCUUUUUCUAUACUUGUUCAACCAUAGUUGAUUGGAAUCUCCAUUUUUCUUAAUCUUUCUCAUGUAAAUUCGAAAUUAUAAACUGUGGGUGUGUAAUGUAUUCUUAAUGUGCGGAAGAGAAUGUGUUAAUUGGGAAUUAUUGGUAGCUGAGAAAUUUUCUUUCUUUUUGAAAGACUGACAGCUUAUAAGAAUGACAAUUAAGUUCAAAAGGGUAAAAUUUAUAUGCCAAUCUUGUGAAGGAAUGCUGCUGCAAAGUUCCCAAAGAAAUGUAAAUUCUGACAAAGGACAUAGCGCUUAUCCUUUGUGAGUCAGAUUAUAAUAUUAUUUUCUUUUUUGGGUUGUAGCAAGAUUCUUUUAAUUCUUUAAGUAACAAAGUACACACAGCAA